AUGAAAAGUUCUAUCACCGAGAAACUGAGUCACACUUCAGGGUUUUGUGAGAGGCCUAGGAGUUUGCUUGAUAUUGGAGAUCUCACUUUCUACUACAGAAUUCUCUUUCAACUCUAUGAUUAAUAUAAUCCCACUACUACCCUUGCUUUCCAUCUGACACUUGUUCUGAGAAACUGUAGGUAGGAAGAAGAAAGCAAUGCCCCUCUUUGAGCCUAUUCUUUUGGGCCAGUGCUUCCUAGAGCCAGUGCCAAGCUAGACAUCUCCUCGGUGCUCACUCAGGCAAAAGACAGGCUGGGACCUGACCAUAGUCCCAUUAAAAAGCUGCAUCUUGUGAGUUUGGUUAAUUAGGGUCAAGCUACAUUUUACGCAGUUUUUUCAACUCCUGUGCGUUUAGCAGUCACGAUUAAGCCAGGCCUGCCACUGCUGCUACAAUAAAGUGUAGCACCCACCGUCCGCCCACACAGUGGCGAAGUAGAAUUAUCAAGAAUUCCCCAAGGGGGCGUUGGAGCGCUAUGGAGGAGCGGCCGACCCGUAAAGCCGCGUGGUGUCUCCGUCUACUGAAAAACUCUCCGACGCCCAACUUGAAAGACAUUUCUCUACCUCUUCGGGACCCAAGACGGCCUGUGGCUCCUAGCUCAAGCGUCUGAGCGUAUGGCCUGUGCCUCCGACAUUCGGGUGACUGGGGAAUGUAAACAAGAAUAAGCUGUUUGUCUCCUGAUGGCUUUUGCUGUAUACUGACGUAUUAUUUGUGAUGGCAUCUGAGGCUGAGAAGACCCAUGCUUUACUCCAGUCUUGUAGCACUGAAUCUCUUUUUUCCAGCCUCGGUCUGGGAAUAUUUUGCCUAGUAGCUGACAGACUUCUUCAGUUUUCAAUAAUUCAGCAAAAUGACUGGCUUCGAGCCCUCUCAGAUAAUGCAGUACAUUGCGUGAUUGGCAUGUGGUUGUGGGCAAUUGUCAUUGGAGUCAAGAAGACAACUGACUUUGGAGAAAUCAUUUUAGCUGGAUUUUUAGCCUCUGUUAUUGAUGUAGACCACUUUUUUCUAGCUGGAUCUUUAUCUUUAAAGGCUGCUUUGACUCUUCCACGAAGACCUUUUCUUCACUGUUCUACCGUGAUACCUGUCGUGGCUCUGACCUUGAAGUUUACUAUGCACCUUUUCAAGCUCAAAGACUCAUGGUGCUUUCUCCCCUGGAUGUUAUUUAUAUCCUGGACCUCACAUCAUAUCCGAGAUGGAAUUCGUCACGGCUUGUGGAUAUGCCCAUUUGGAAAAACUUCUCCUUUGCCAUUCUGGCUUUAUGUCAUAAUCACAUCCUCUUUACCUCAUAUCUGUUCAUUUGUUAUGUAUUUAACAGGGACCAGACAAAUGAUGUCUGCAAAACAUGGAAUUCAGAUUGACGUCUAAAGUAACUGUAUGCCACUCUGAGAGAAGGAAAUGGUUCAGAUGAUAAUUAAGGGUAGCUGACAUUAUAAAUUAAAAAAUAUAUAUUAAUUAUUAUAAUUCCUGAAUCCUCGUGCUCAGGAGGCAUGUACCCUUUUUUAAAUAUAUAUACAUAUAUAUAUAUAUUUGUUGUAAUUUUACUUCUCUCUUCUAUAAUACACUAGUACAAUAUUAGAGUUUCAUUUAUUCCAUGACAUAUUUUUAUUGUGUCUUCUGUUUAUCUGGCUUUACCAAUAGCUCUAGUAGACUAACAUCCAGUUACAUUUUCUGGAGGUAUACAUUUAAGGCAGUCCACUUCAGGAUGAAAAACAGAUCAAAUUGUAGGGUGCCUAAUUUGAAGGCAUUUGUGUCCACAUUUUCCUGAGACACUGAAACAGUGAAAGAGCCGGAAUAAAUGAGAUCCUGAAUAAGACGUAUGGUGACCACUAAGAUUUCUUCAUUUUCCUCUAUGUUGAACCUGAGUGAAGUUUGAUUUGCCAGGUACUUUAGUGAGUUGUGAUUACUGGUAGAAUCUGUGCCAGUACACUUGUAAGAAAUCAUCAUAUUCAUAAAAGAUAGUAACUAAUAUUAGAUCUAGAUUAUUGUUUCAGGAAUCACUUUAGGAAAUAAUUAUUGUAAUAUGUUGCCUGUAGUAACAUUACUCAAGUAUUAUUUUUUUUAAAGUUCAUCUAUUUAUUUUGAGAGAGAGAGUGUGCUCAUGAAUGGGGGAGGGGCCCCUCUCUCUCUGCCCCUCCCCCGUUCAUGCUCUGUCUCUCUCUGUCCCCAAAAAAAUAAACGUUGAAAAAAAAAAAAAAUGAAUGGGAGAGGGGGAGGGAGAGAGAGAGUCCCAAGCAGGCUCUGCUCUGUUGCACAGAGCCUCAUGUGGGGCUUGAACUCACAAAUCGAGAGAUCAUGACCUGAGCCGAAAUCAAGAGUCAGACUCUCAACCGACUGAGCCACCCAGGCGCCCCAGUAUUAUUUGUUUAGUAUCUUUGCCCCCGAAUCCCAUGUGUUAAGGUUUUAACUGUUCUGAAAAAACAUAAUUAAAUUAACAAAAUAUUAAUACAUGGCUUAUAACCAUGGAAUUUGAAUUCACACAAAAAAAGGACUUACCAGUAAUGUUAUUUCAGAGGUAAACUCCUGAGGUGUCAUUAAAAUUGUUUUAGUUGCUAUCAGUUUGUUUACACACUAUUUAAAAAUAUUAUACCAGUUAAAUAAUUUUUAAAACAUAUGCCUGAUGCAGAGAGACAAAACAUACGUUUUUCAAAAUGAAGGCAUUUCAGGAAAUUUGCCUUUUCCUUUGUCCUUUCAGGUUAACCUGUCAAAAAUGAUUAACCUUUAUUAGAGAAGGAAAAUUUGGUUGCUAUAAAAUUUUACAUUUUCACAGUUUAAUGUCACUUUGAUAUAAACGUCAGUGCCCUAAAGACACUUGCUUUGUUUUUUUGUAUCCUAUGUGCCAUCUGCUGUCUUUGGAUUUUCUCACACAUUUGUGAUUUGUAAUGCUAGUGAUUGUGUGCCUUAUUCUCUGAGAAGUGCUGAAGCAACGCCUUAUCCAAAGCAUAUUCUUCUUAUUUAUUAAGUUAAACAGAGCUCUGUAAAUUGUCACAAAUGUUCAUUUUACUUUGGUUUUUCUUUUUGUUGUUAACCAAUUGGUUGCGAUCUAUUAUAUCUUCGAAUCUAUUAGAUUUUACAAUCUAUUAUCUUUUGAGGGCAAUGAUUGUGUCACUUUGGUUGGUAUAAUAAAUAUUAUAUAGUGGGGGGAAAUUUGAAUAAGGUAGGGAUUUUUUUUUAAGUAUAUGAUGUCAGAAAUCCAUGGAAAUAAAGCAUAUAUCUUCUAUCGC
This is a messenger RNA of Leopardus geoffroyi (Geoffroy's cat), 3255 nucleotides long. RefSeq names its product transmembrane protein 267 (gene TMEM267). Bases 752 to 1399 code for a protein of 215 amino acids. NCBI's taxonomy places the organism in Eukaryota, Metazoa, Chordata, Mammalia, Carnivora, Felidae. The transcript has 3 exons. The record is from RefSeq and is a predicted model, not a curated record.